Messenger RNA from Oncorhynchus nerka (sockeye salmon), 1782 nucleotides. Its product is annotated as zinc-binding protein A33. The record is from RefSeq and is a predicted model, not a curated record. Gene Ontology annotation, cellular component: cytoplasm. The coding region runs from base 89 to 1315 and encodes 408 amino acids. Lineage: Eukaryota; Metazoa; Chordata; Actinopteri; Salmoniformes; Salmonidae. Gene Ontology annotation, biological process: protein ubiquitination. The transcript has 6 exons. Gene Ontology annotation, molecular function: ubiquitin protein ligase activity; protein binding.
ACAAGGCACAUGCUUCCCAGGGCAUGAGGACAGUUGGGUGGGGGAGGGAUAGAUACCAUGCUCCCUCCAACCAACUCCCCCAACUACCAUGCCUUGGCAUCGGAUACAGGGGUAUAAAAGCGUGGGUAAUAAUACUUAUGCUGGUAAGUUGCAGUUAUCCUUUUUUCUGGGGAAGAGGGAUAGGAGACACAGAAGGAAGGAGGACAGACAGUCAUACAUACAGGAGUUUGUCAUGAAGGGCCAUACGCAAGAAACACUUGUGAAACAUCAACAGCACCUACAGAGGCAAAGGGAUCUUGUCGCAUACAGGAUGAAGAAGCUAGCAGCUAAGCAGGUUGACUUUACAAAGAAGACCAAUGCACUGAAGGAGAAGAUUAAGAAGAAGUAUGAGGACAUGAAGAGGGUUCUGGAUGAGGACCUGCGGAUCACGCUGACCCAGCUGGACAUGGAGUAUCAAGCCACAGAGUGCACCAUUGAGGACAGAAUAGAGCGCUGCUACCACCUCAGUCAGGAACUUGACCAGGAGAUAGCCCAGCUCAGCACCCAAAUGGAGAAAGAGCAGACAGAUGACAAGGAUGCGGAAACGGAGAGAAGAAUAGCAGAGACGAUGAAGGCUACAGAUCCAGAAUUGCUUCAGGUGGAUGAAUUUAAGAAUGAACAGCUCUUGAGUUUAACCAUCAACCUCCUGCUUUUCAUCCGGUCCCAGGUCCCUGUCACCAAGAAACUCUUUCAGAGCUAUGCCUCUGACGUUGUCCUUGACCCUACCACUGCCCACCCGAAACUUAUAAUUUCCCCUAAGGGUGACUUGGUAGAGUACACGGACACCUGGCAAGAAGUCCCAGAGAACCCCUCACGCUUCGACACCACCCUCAAUGCCAUCAGCCGGCAGGGCUUCCGAGAGGGACGUCACUACUGGGAGGUACAGGUAAGUGGGAAGACCUACUGGGAGAUAGGUCUCACCUACCCAAGCAUCCCACGCAAGGGCCGUGAGGAGGACUGCUGGCUGGGCCGUGGAGACGAGUCUUGGGCAAUGGAGUUCUUUAAUGGGGACUACACAGCAUGGCAUGACAGGGUGGCCCAUGCGCUCCCCGUGGUGGCCGGACAGCACUUCACUCGCAUCGGUAUUUACUCCAGCUUUCCCGGGGGCCUGGUGUGCUUCCUGGGGGCCGACACCAUGACCCCUCUCCACUGUUUCUAUGUCGCCACCUUCACCAAUGUCCUCCACCAGGCUGUGUGCCCCGGGCACGACAAUCAGGGGUCCAAUUGGAAGCCCCUUAAGAUUUGCGAUGCCUCACGCUCUGCCCCUACCCUCUGAUGGAGGACAAAUGCAAUGGGUGGAGGGAAUGGGGGUGGUAUAUCACUUUUGUCAUGUGUUUUUUUUUUGUGUUAUGAACCAUGCACACCAAGUCAGAUUUUUUUUCUGCACACCUGGCAUGACUGUCUGGUGCUGCAAUCUUAUGUCCACUUCCAAUCUAAAAAAGUUUGUGUAUGUGUAAAAAGAAAUGUAUAAAAAAUUCACUGACACCUAUAACAGAUCAGGCUGACUAGCCUAUAUACAUUUCCAGGAGCUUGAAACACCCACCUAAUGUUGAAACAUUUGUUCUAUACCCUUUGGACUUUGUGUGCAGGACUUUAGGCAAAGUUUUCAUUUAGCUAAAUUGAUUUAUUGUAAAUUCAGGAUUAGCAUGUGUAUGCAACGUUUGUACGACACAAAUAACACACUAUUCUUUUUACAAUACAAUUCUUCAUGUUUAAUGCAAUAAAGUAGUGUUUACAUAGUCA